This is a messenger RNA of Cucumis melo (muskmelon), 1458 nucleotides long. Its product is annotated as EPIDERMAL PATTERNING FACTOR-like protein 1. Gene Ontology annotation, biological process: stomatal complex development; guard cell differentiation. The transcript is spliced from 2 exons. Bases 821 to 1225 code for a protein of 134 amino acids. Lineage: Eukaryota; Viridiplantae; Streptophyta; Magnoliopsida; Cucurbitales; Cucurbitaceae. The record is from RefSeq and is a predicted model, not a curated record.
AAUACUUCAUGCAGUUGUAUCAAAAGAUAAAAUAAAGCUCAUUCAUGAGCAACUUAGGCGCAAUGAAGCAUUUAAGGAAAGAAUAAUUCAACGAAUGCUACUUUGGAGUUUAGGGAUUCAAAUCUUGUACUCAGUAUUCUUAGACAUUGGCGUACCUUGGUAGAUGAAUAGAAUGGUUUUAUUAACAAGAAUAACAAACAAGUUUGGUCCACAGUCAAAGGAGGAGGGGAAGGGAAAGGAAAUGGAAUAGAAAAGAAAAGAAAUUGAAUGGCCCAAUCCAUUCCAUUAGCUACCAAUGGUUGCUUGGGAGAUGGGAUGAGGUCGUCGCUGCAUGCCCAUCAGCGCAGCGUUGAAAUGUAAAAUCAAUGGCAGUGAAGAUAGAAGAAGAGUGAAACAAAUGCAAAGGGAAGAGUGGGUGAGUAAAUGUGGUCCCUUUGCAGCAGCCAGGCUAGUGAUGGACAGCCUAAAGCUGUAGAAUAGAAGAAUAGGGCGUCCUUUGUUUGUGAUGUGGAUACUCCAAAUUUGUUUUCCCUCACUGUAUUGUUCCUUUCACUGUUCUGCUACAAUCUGCCCUCUUACUCAGAACUUCUCUGCUCUCUCCUCUCUCGUUCUUGUCGGAUAACUUAUGACUCACCCACCCUUUCCUACACCAAUUUAUGCUAUCUCUCUCUCUCUCGUCUUUCUCUCUCCUUCCCUUGCACUUGCCUCUAUUAAAUACUCAUCACUCUCUCUCUCUCUCUUAGCUACUUGCGGUUGUGUUGCGGUGGGUGAAAGUGGAACAAAGUAACAGAAAAAUCUGGCAAAUGGGUCUUUAUUGCGUAUGAUUUUUACUUUACUCUCCUUUGCUUUGUUGGAUCCAUGGGUUCCUGGUAUGAGUGACUUGAUGACUACCAUGAAUUUGGCUACUGUUUGGGCCACCUCAUUACUUAUUGUGCUUCUGCAUCUUCUUCUUCUCCUCUCCGCCUCUUCUCCUCCCAGAGGUAUAUUUUUUGAAGACAAAACCAGGCUUGGAUCCACCCCACCAAGCUGCCAUAACAAGUGCAACGAGUGCCACCCAUGCAUGGCUGUGCAAGUGCCUAGCAUGCCUGGCCGCGCCAGCCGGUUGGACUCAUCUUCAGCUUUGCCAAUGAGAUUUUUUGACUCGUCUUCUCAAGGGAACAGAUACUCAUUUUACAAGCCAUUGGGUUGGAAAUGCCGCUGUGGAAACCACUUCUUCAAUCCUUAGACCAAAUUUGCAUGGCUACUGUAGAGGGUUGGUCUUCCUUCCAUUCUUCUGGUUUUGUAGAUGACAUUGAAUUGUUUCUUCUUUUUUUCUUUUUAUUAUUACAAGGAUGGAAUUCUUUGUUCAGGGAUAAGCAGGUUGUUCGGUUUUUGCAUUUAUUGUACAUAUACUCCAACUCUAUACUAUCUAUCACCUAGAGAGAUCAAAAUUUACCCUACUUUUUAGUUCUAGUUCUA